GAAAGAUGUGUGAUCCACAAAUAAUUGGUGGAUGAAGAGUACAAGAGUACCGAUUGCAAACAGAAAACAGGAGACAAUAACCACCAUGAAGAAGAAGAAGAAAAGUGAAUUGCAGGUCAUCAUGGAAAAUGUUGGGAUGGAGAUUGAUGGACAACUAGGAAGCGACUCAGACAGUGAAGAGGAGGAGGAGGAGGAGGAGGAGGAGGAAGAAAAGCCAGCCAGGAGGCGCAAUACAAAGGAAACAACCAGGGCAAAGAAAAAACAGGAUAACGAAAAGGACGCCGAUCAUGAAAGUGAAGAAGAGGAUGAAGAGAGUACCAGGUGGAAGAAGGCUAAUCAAAAGAAUGCUCAGAAAAUAGAUGACCCUGAUGGAGACAGUGGCGCUGAGGAAGGAGCAAGAGGGAGGAGAAGGAGAGGCAGGAGGGCUUCCAGCAAAGACGAAAAGGAUUCUGAAAACAAGGACAGGCAAUCAACCACAAAAGGAAACGGGAAAGAUAAGAAAAAGAAGAAGCACACAGGAGAGAGCGCUUCCUCCUCUGCAUCCAGCUCCUCAGACGAUGAGUCUCUGAACGAGGAAGAACUGUCCAAGCUAAAGGAACAGGUAGAGGAAAAGAAGAAACUGAUAUCUAUCAUGAGGAACAAACCCUGGCGGAUGGCAAAGAAACUAAAAGUGCUUAGGGAGGCUCAGGCUUUUGUAGAAAAGUUUGAAGGUGCCUUGGGAAAGGGAAAAGGACGAAAACUGUAUGCAUAUAAAAUGAUGAUGGCAAAGAAAUGGGUCAAAUUUAAGAGAGACUUUGAUAAUUUUAAGACACAGUGCAUACCCUGGGAAAUGAAGAUAAAAGAGGUGGAAAGUCACUUUGGUUCUUCUGUGGCUUCCUAUUUCAUAUUUCUGCGGUGGAUGUAUGGGGUAAACCUUGUGCUGUUUGGCUUAAUAUUUGGACUAGUUAUAAUUCCAGAAAUCUUAAUGGGAACAACAUAUGGAAGCAUCCCUAGAAAAACAGUACCCAGGGCUGAGCAACCAAGAGCUAUGGAUUUCUCUGUUCUCUGGGAUUUUGAGGGCUACAUUAAGUAUUCUGCUGUUUUCUACGGCUACUACAAUAAUCAAAGGACCAUCGGAUGGCUAAAGUACAGAUUGCCAAUGGCAUAUUUCAUGGUUGGUGUCGUAGGUGUAUAUGGAUACAGCUUGAUGGUUGUAAUAAGAUCGAUGGCCCGGAAUGCACAUGAAAACACAGGCGAUGGGGAUGAUGAGAACUUCAUCUUUAGCUGGAAAAUGUUCACUAGUUGGGACUACCUUAUAGGAAAUCCGGAGACAGCAGACAACAAGUUUGCAUCCAUCACCACUAGCUUCAAGGAAUCCAUUGUGGAUGAGCAGGAGAGCAACAAAGACGAGAACAUCCACCUGAGAAGAUUUCUGAGAGUUCUGGCCAAUGUACUCAUUACGUGCUGCUUGUGUGGAAGCGGUUACCUCAUUUAUUUUGUUGUCAAACGGUCCCAGACCUUUUCCAAAAUGCAAAAUGUUGGCUGGUAUGAAAGAAAUGAGGUUGAAAUCGUCAUGUCUCUGCUUGGAAUGUUUUGCCCCCCUCUGUUUGAAACCAUUGCCGCCUUAGAGGAGUAUCACCCCCGUAUUGGGCUGAAGUGGCAACUGGGACGGAUCUUUGCACUCUUCCUUGGGAACCUAUAUACUUUCUUAUUGGCUUUAAUGGAUGAUGUCAAGGAAAAGCUAAAGGAAGAAGGUGUGAUCAAGAACGUGACACAAUGGACCAUCUUAACCUACCAUAACUCAUCUGCAGGCAAUUCAAGUGCUGUUACACCACUUCAUAUGGACCCAGCAGAUAUGCCCCGAGGACCCUGCUGGGAAACAAGUGUGGGAAUAGAAUUUGUGAGGCUGACUGUGUCUGAUAUACUCGUGACAUAUGUAACUAUACUAGUGGGAGAUUUUGUCCGUGCUUGCUUUGUCAGAUUUGUGAAUUAUUGCUGGUGCUGGGACCUAGAGGCUGGAUUUCCUUCUUAUGCAGAGUUUGACAUUAGCGGUAAUGUGCUUGGUUUGAUCUUCAAUCAAGGAAUGAUCUGGAUGGGAUCCUUUUAUGCACCAGGACUGGUUGGUAUCAAUGUUCUCCGUUUACUCACAUCCAUGUAUUUCCAGAGCUGGGCUGUUAUGAGCAGCAAUGUCCCUCAUGAGCGAGUGUUCAAGGCCUCCAAGUCAAACAAUUUCUAUAUGGGACUCUUGCUAUUGAUCCUGUUCCUAAGCCUGUUGCCUGUGGCUUACACCAUUAUGUCCCUUCCUCCGUCUUUUGACUGCGGGCCAUUCAGUGGAAAAAAGAAAAUGUAUGAUGUCAUCCAAGAGACCAUCAAAUCUGAUUUCCCACCCUUUGUAGCCAAGCUCUUUGGCUAUGUGGCAAACCCGGGACUGAUUAUACCUGCAAUUCUGCUUAUGGUUCUUGCCAUAUAUUACCUGAAUGCAGUGGCUGAAGCAUAUCAACAAGCAAAUGCAGAGUUGAAGAAGAAAAUGCAAAUGCAACGUGAAGAAGAAAAAAAUAAGAAAAAUAACAAAGCUUCCACCAAUCCUGCCAUACAAGAUUUAGAAGACCUGUUUGUUCCACGUUCAAAGACUCCUGAUGAGCCCAACCCAACUCAAGGUAGACCAAGGAUCCUUGGGCCAGGGACUGAUGCAAGUGCUGCACACCACAACCAAAGUUGA
Euleptes europaea (tarantolino) is the source of this 2698-nucleotide messenger RNA. RefSeq names its product transmembrane channel like 2 (gene TMC2). The transcript is spliced from 20 exons. Gene Ontology annotation, molecular function: mechanosensitive monoatomic ion channel activity. Gene Ontology annotation, biological process: vestibular reflex; detection of mechanical stimulus involved in sensory perception of sound. The record is from RefSeq and is a predicted model, not a curated record. NCBI's taxonomy places the organism in Eukaryota, Metazoa, Chordata, Lepidosauria, Squamata, Sphaerodactylidae. Gene Ontology annotation, cellular component: plasma membrane. Bases 32 to 2698 code for a protein of 888 amino acids.